Leptosia nina is the source of this 447-nucleotide messenger RNA. NCBI's taxonomy places the organism in Eukaryota, Metazoa, Arthropoda, Insecta, Lepidoptera, Pieridae. The record is from the annotation of a GenBank genome assembly.
AUGCCCACUGAUGUGUUUUUCGGACAUUGGGUUUGCUUGAUAGAGAAAGUAAGCAAUCGAGAUACAAAGGCCUUCGAAGUUACACCGAGUGGCAAGAAGUUUUACGGGUUAUACCAGAUUCCGAGCCGAUGGUGUCGGGAAGGAAAGAAAGGGGGAGACUGUAAUAUUGCCUGUGAAUCUUUGCUAGAUGAUGAUAUCCGAGAUGACACGGCGUGCGCGGUAAAGAUCUUUCAUCGCGAAGGCUUUAAAUACUGGACGCAGUGGUCUGCCCGUUGUAAGAACGACAAUUUCAUCACAAAAGAGAUUUAUAAAUGUCCAGACCUCCUAUCGCCCAGAACAAGUCCAGAACGAAUAAUGCACAGUGACACGCUGAGAGCGAGAAGACGGUUUGCAAGAAGCACUUUGCAGUCGCGAUAUAGUUUCUUCGGAUUACAAUGGUUGGAAUAA